CUGUCGCCACUGUAUUCCGAGUCAGAGAAGUCAGGACGGAGAGGACCAUGCCUGCUGCUGCGCCACCUCCCUUGCAUCACGCAGCGGGGCCGGGGGGUUCCUGUAACUGCCCCUACCCCCGUCAUCCCGAACAUCGAGGAAUUUUUGAUCACACUUUAAGCUGCAUGAGAUCAAGUGUGACUGAGAGAAGACUACAAGAUACUUGCCCACCAAUUGUCCGUGGAGGUUAUGGAAAGCCUUACUUUGGUAGAAAUGGUUUCAGUUCUCCUUUUAUAAAUCUUCAGACUGGUUUCCACACUAUCCAUUCUGAGAACAGCCCAGUAAAGCCAAGGAUUGUCACAGUAGUGAAGCCCUGUGGGCAUGCAAUCAGGAAGAUAACAUUGCUUUUAAAUCGGCGUUCUGUUCAAACAUUUGAACAGCUGAUUGCUGACAUCUCAGAAGCCUUGGGAUUUCCACGGUGGAAGAAUGAUCGUGUGAGAAAAUUAUACAAUUUAAAGGGAAGGGAAAUCAGAAGUGUUUCUGAUUUCUUUAGAGAGGGUGAUGUAUUUAUAGCUAUGGGAAAGGAACACUUAACCUUGAAAACUCUUGAAAUGGCAAUCCAAGAACUUUAUCCUGAUAACCCUUAUACUCCUCUUACUAGGGCUUCAGAAAAUUGGGAACAAGCUCAGAAGCCCAAACACAGAAUGCAUGAAAAAAUGUCUAAGUUAGAAAAGAGCCUUGAACCCACAGUUGCUAGCAAAUGCAUGGAUAUCAUGUCUCCGAAACUAUUUAACAAACAUGACAUAAAAGCUCAUAUCAGAAUCAGACAGGAGGAGAAAUUGAGGCCCAAAAAGAGAUGGAUAAGAGACAACUGGAAUGGAGGACAUGAUGCGAAAUCUACUAGAAAACCUAAAGACAUUGCAGAAUAUUUUAAUGUAGAGAGAAAUUCUGAAAGUGACAUUGAAAAAAGUUCAGAUAACAUUAUCAGAUGUGAGAAAUGUGAAAGAGAAAGACAGCUGAGACAAAAAUUGCAAAAAGAAAGUCAGGAUGAUUUUCCAUUUGAGAAAAGAGACUUGAAUGUAAGAACGUGUAAGAGAUACCAUGUUGAAAAGCCUGCAAAAUUGAGAAGUUGCAGGAAAUUAUCAGAACACUCAGUACAAGAAGAUGAAAUUACAUGGAAGGAAGCUGGUUGUCAGAGUACAUGGACAACUUCACAUAGUCAUACCAGUAAAGAUCUUGAGAGGCAAAAAAGAAGUAUUGACAGAGAUCAGAUCCUGCAGAACCACAAUGAAGAAUUAGGAAUAAUGAAGGCAAAGCCAUUAGAAAGCCAGCACACCAUAGUAGGAGAUACCUAUGAGCUAAAGAAGGAACAUAGAAAAUGUUCUAGAAUGAAUCAGAGCUGUUGGUUAAUAAAAAGUUCUCAGGCUGCUAGAGAGAAGCAAACAAAAAUUCAGGGAGAAAAAGAAGAGGUACAGAAAUUAAAAGAAGGAAAUACUGGAGAUGAGAAAAUGGAGCAGGGGGAGAAUGAACAUGUUAAUCACAAAAGGGAGGAAGAACUUAAAAUCAACAAAGAAGGGAAAAAAAUGUAUAAGUCCAGUGAUGUAAAAUUGAGUCACAAUGUUUCUAGCAGAACAGAUGUGGAGAAUUACUAUGCAAUUGGCAGAACUAUUGGUGAUGGGAACUUCGCUGUUGUGAUGGAGUGUCACCAUCGAAGCACCAAUCAGAUUUUUGCAAUGAAAAUCAUUGACAAAUCAAAGCUGAAGGGAAAGGAGGAUAUGCUAGAAAAUGAAAUCUUGAUCAUCAAGAGCCUCUCCCAUCCCAACAUUGUAAGCUUGAUUGAAGUAUUUGAAACUGAAGAAGAAAUUCACUUAAUCAUGGAAUAUGUCCCUGGUGGUGACUUAUUUGAUGCCAUUAUAGAAAGUAUGAAAUUCACAGAACAUGACGCUGCUCUCAUGAUAACAGAUCUGUGCGAAGCUCUCGUCUAUAUCCACAGCAAGAAUAUUGUUCACAGAGAUCUCAAGCCUGAAAAUCUUCUGGUUCAGCGUAAUCCAGAUAAAACUACCACAUUGAAAUUAGCAGAUUUUGGUCUUGCAAAGCAGGUGACCAGACCAAUAUUCACUGUGUGUGGAACUCCAACUUACGUUGCUCCUGAAAUACUUGCUGAGAAUGGCUAUGGUUUAGAAGUCGAUAUAUGGGCUACCGGUGUAAUACUCUAUAUUUUACUUUGUGGCUUCCCUCCAUUCCGAAGUCAUGAACGAGAUCAGGAGGAGUUAUUUCAAAUUAUACAGCUUGGACAUUAUGAAUUUCUCUCUCCAUACUGGGACAACAUUUCAUCUGCUGCAAAGGACCUGAUAAACCGACUCCUGGUAGUUGAUCCAAAAAAGCGCUAUACUGCUCAACAAGUUCUUCAACACGUAUGGAUCCACACAGCUGGAAAAAACAACAGUAGAAAUCUCCAAAGGGAGGUGACCAUCAAUCUUGAGCAACACUUUCGAAGUCAGCACAAAUCAGAAGUUACCAAAGAAGACUCAUAAAGGAUCAUACCCACCAAGGAUAAUGUUUUUCCAUUUUGUAUCCAUACAAUCUUCUUGCAGAGAUCAAAUGUUAGUGUUUAAGGCAAAUUCAUUACUUCUGUUGGAGCUGAAAACUGCUAAGCAUAUCAGUUUGACUGAUUUUAUGAAUAUCUUUCUUUUCUUUUUUAAAAAUAUCUUGGUUUCAAAAUCUUGUUGUGGUAUGAGUUGCUUAAAAGAUAAACAUUUAAAAAUCCCUUGGGGGCAUAUUACUUUUUUGAAACCAUGUUAUUGAACAUAUCCUUGAUAUUUUAUAUUUUGAAUAUUUAAAAUACUAUAUUUAUAUAUUAAGGAUGAAAGUAAUUUCUUGAACAAAUUAUGUAUAAUGCCAGAGCUUUGUUUUAAUUGUGCAUAGAAAACAUAUUAUACUUUGAGUUCAGAAUGGAGAUUAUGAGAAAAAUGAUUUACUUUUCCUUAUCCAAAGAGAAAGAAAAAGGGAUGAGAUUAAAUAAAUAAAAUGGCCCUCUUCUGUUAA
Crotalus tigris (Tiger rattlesnake) is the source of this 3024-nucleotide messenger RNA. It is a transcript of the gene DCLK3, whose product is annotated as doublecortin like kinase 3. The transcript is spliced from 5 exons. Lineage: Eukaryota; Metazoa; Chordata; Lepidosauria; Squamata; Viperidae. Gene Ontology annotation, biological process: intracellular signal transduction; protein phosphorylation. The record is from RefSeq and is a predicted model, not a curated record. Gene Ontology annotation, molecular function: protein kinase activity; ATP binding. Bases 48 to 2513 code for a protein of 821 amino acids.